Messenger RNA from Schizosaccharomyces osmophilus, 1854 nucleotides. RefSeq names its product Holliday junction resolvase subunit Mus81 (gene mus81). Gene Ontology annotation, cellular component: Holliday junction resolvase complex; nucleus. Gene Ontology annotation, molecular function: crossover junction DNA endonuclease activity; 3'-flap endonuclease activity; DNA binding. Gene Ontology annotation, biological process: mitotic intra-S DNA damage checkpoint signaling; DNA catabolic process; double-strand break repair via break-induced replication. The record is from RefSeq and is a predicted model, not a curated record. The coding region runs from base 1 to 1854 and encodes 617 amino acids. The transcript is spliced from 2 exons. NCBI's taxonomy places the organism in Eukaryota, Fungi, Ascomycota, Schizosaccharomycetes, Schizosaccharomycetales, Schizosaccharomycetaceae.
AUGAGUUGCGGGAAUCCUUUGUAUUUGCAAUGGAUUCAAGAAUGGAUGGAAGAGUCGACACGACGGUAUCCCAAGUCUUACCAGACAUGGAGAAAGGCAUAUGAUUCUAUGAAAAACUGUCCAGUUGCUUUACAACAUCCAUCACAAGCUUCUGCUUUGAAAGGAAUUGGGCCUACUAUAUGUGCCAAGCUUGAAAAGCGAUGGUUAGCAUACUGUCGAGAAAACGACAUACCAGUAACUCCUCUUCCCCAGCAAGAAAAUGUGAAUGAUUCGGCAGACCAAAAUGUCAAUUCUGCAGCAUCUUCUUCCAAUCUUGUGAAAAAGCCGACUGUUCGAAAGAAACGUCCAUACGUGCCGGGUUAUAGAUCGGGUGCAUAUGCCAUAUUAUGUUCCUUGUACUCUCUUCCAGCCCACGAAUUUGCUACGAAACCUCAAAUAAUUGUUUCGGCACAGAGUUUCUGCGAUGCAUCCUUUGGAUCAACUACCGAUGGGAACCAACGAUAUACAGCUUGGAAUGCUAUAAAAACACUUAUUACGAAAGGGCUUAUUUAUCAAACUGGUCACCCAGCCAAAUACUGUCUUACCGAUGACGGUGAAGAAGUGUGCACUCGUUUAGCAAGGGUUGAUGAUGCUUUUCGGAAAAAUGGUAGCCCUCUACGAUUAAAGAAAAGCAACUCCACUCCAGCUAGCUUUCCUAGUUCAAGUAAGGUACAAAAUGGGGACGUAUCACAGCGGGCUAUAGGAAAGAACAUGACAUUGGAUACGGUUUCGCAUCAACCAAGUGUUAUGGAAAAACAACCAGAACUUGUGCACUCAAGUGAUGAAGAGAUGGAGGAGAUAGCUGACGGCGAAAAAACGGAUGUGGAUGAGCUUCAAGAAGAGCAUACGGAUGAGAUAAAUUCGAAUAUUCCAAAUAUUGAUUUGACUGAUGUCAGUACAACAGUCUCAGAUAAAAACGUAAACGAUCAUAUUGAUAUUCCUCUGGAAGUUAUUCCAUUCGAACGUUGUACUUUGAUUUUGUUAAUAGAUACUCGAGAAAUUAGGAUCCGUGGUGACCGAAAUACUGUAGCUGACAAGCUGAACAACGACCAUAACGUUUUGUGUGAAGUACGUGCUUUGGAACUUGGCGAUGCUAUAUGGAUUGCGAGAGAUAGAGAAACAAGUCAAGAAAUUGUUCUUGAUUUCGUCGUGGAAAGAAAGCGGUAUGAUGAUUUGGUAGCCUCGAUCAAAGAUGGACGAUUUCACGAACAAAAACGUCGUCUCACGAAAAGUGGAUUAAGCACCGUUUUUUAUAUCUUAGAAGAAUCUAAUUUUGAUGAAAGCUUUUCUGAAUCUAUUCAUACAGUCGUUUCCAACAUACAAAUAGAUCAUUUAUUUCAUGUUCGUUGUACCAAGUCCUUGGACCAUACUAUUGCUACUUUAGCAAACAUGACAAAACACAUCCAAAAUCUCUAUCAAGAUCGAAAAACAUUAAAAUUAAUCCCAGACUUAUCGGUGGAGGCAAAGACAUUUGAAUCCAUGAGAAAGCAUCUAGAGAGACUGGAUCCGUCAAUUACCUAUCACAUUACUUAUAAUGCUUUCUCAUCUGUCUUGUCAAAGUCUUCUACUCUAACUCUUGGUGAUAUAUUCGUUCGAAUGCUGAUGAGCAUCCGUGGUGUCAGUGCACAGAAAGCAAUUGAAAUCCAAAAGCGUUUCCCUACGUUUAUUGAAUUAUUUGAGUCUUAUGAACGAUGUUCAUCAAAUCAAGAUCGAGAAUUGCUUCUUGCGAAAUCAUGUCAAGGCUUUGGAUCACAAGCCAUUGGUCCUGCUCUGUCAGCCAAAAUAGCCUAUGUUUUUCAUCCAGAUCCUGCAUAA